GGCAGGUUGUGAGUGUUUUGUCUAUUUAAGUUAUAUGGAUUUCAUUCGAUUUCAAGAAGUAAAGAAAUAAAAAAUAAAUGAAAUGUUAAGAAAUCCGAAGCUCGAAGAAUUCCAAAUGGACACCAAGCCGCCCCGAAAGAGUUUUCAACACAAAUUCAGUGAUUUUCUGCAUAAUGAUGAGACUGGUACUAUUUUAGGUCGCACUCCUGAAAGCUGGUCUAAGAUCUUGGUCUUCUAUACAAUAUUCUAUGCAGCACUCAUAGCUCUGUUUGCAAUCUGCAUGGUGACAUUCCUGCAACAGUUCAUUAACCCCCGAGUACCUCGUCUCCAACAGGAGUACAGUGUGAUUGGUACAAGUCCAGGCUUGGGCUUCCGACCCCUUCCCGCUGAUGUAAGGAGUACACUAAUAUAUUACAAGGGAACAGGAUAUGAAAGCUAUAAAUUUUGGGAAGACCAGCUAAUUGAUUUCUUGUCAGUAUACAAGAAGAAGGGGCAGACGGCAGGCACGGGUCAGAAUAUUUUCAACUGUGACUUUAGGAAUCCACCUCCCCCUGGCAAGGUCUGUGACGUAGACAUCCGAAGCUGGGAUCCUUGCAUUGAAGAGAAUCACUUCUCCUUCCACAAGUCUUCACCUUGCAUCUUCCUGAAGCUUAAUAGGAUCUACGGCUGGCGGCCCGAGUUCUUCGACGACCUGGCGAGCCUCCCGCCCGACAUGCCCGACGACCUGGUCUCCUACAUCACGAACGCCACCGCCAACAACCGGGACUAUGCCAACAUGGUGUGGGUGUCGUGCCAAGGCGAGACCCCGGCCGACAGGGAGAUGUUGGGCCCCAUCAGCUACCUGCCUUACCCUGGUUUCCCGGGAUAUUUCUAUCCCUAUGAAAACGCGGAGGGAUAUUUGAGUCCGCUCGUGGCUAUACAUCUUCAAUCUCCUAAAACUGGCAUAAUACUGAACAUCGAGUGUCGCGCCUGGGCCAAGAACAUCAGGUACGACCGCCGGGAGAAGCUAGGGGUCGUUCACUUCGAGCUUAUGCUGGAAUAAUUUAACCACAUCGAGCAGACCAAUCUCACUUGGGCCAUACUUAAGUUGGACUGAUCUUGCCGGUCUGGACUAAGGCCUUAUUCAAUAGACAUUGUUUUAAAGAAACUGAAAAUUAAACCUCGAAUCUCUGGUUUGAAUCUAGCGAUUAUUCAGCUUCAUAUGAAAAUUAAUUUUCUCUAUUCGGAUUUGUAUAAUCUAGUUGUAAUAUAGAAAAAGUGUGUCCGUCCAUUUAUAACUGAAUUUUAUACAAAUCAAUUGGAUUAGAAUUUAAGAAGAUACCGGGUGUAAGAAGGUCGGUCGUGAAACUGAAAUAGGAAUGAAUUACUGUCGUACACAGAGAUGAUGCAUUUACUAAAUCUAUACUAAUAUUAUAAACCUGAAGAGUUUGUUUGUUUGAACGCGCUAAUCUC
Bombyx mandarina (wild silkworm) is the source of this 1452-nucleotide messenger RNA. RefSeq names its product sodium/potassium-transporting ATPase subunit beta-2. The record is from RefSeq and is a predicted model, not a curated record. NCBI's taxonomy places the organism in Eukaryota, Metazoa, Arthropoda, Insecta, Lepidoptera, Bombycidae. Gene Ontology annotation, biological process: potassium ion import across plasma membrane; sodium ion export across plasma membrane; intracellular sodium ion homeostasis. Gene Ontology annotation, molecular function: ATPase activator activity. Gene Ontology annotation, cellular component: sodium:potassium-exchanging ATPase complex.